Molecule: messenger RNA, 3534 nt
Organism: Linum trigynum
Lineage: Eukaryota; Viridiplantae; Streptophyta; Magnoliopsida; Malpighiales; Linaceae
Source: the annotation of a GenBank genome assembly
UACACAUAAAAUUUAAUGUCCUCCACCCCCUUGGCCCCUUUGGCAGAUAUCUCAUACUAUUGGCGACGACCCCUUCCAUCCCUUCACGUCUCCAUUCAAGCCAAAAAUACCAAACAGUAGUAGUAAAGACAUACACUUUGGUGAAAAUAACAAUGAUUCCCCUGUUACCCAUCAUCAAGCACAAGAAAUCGUCAACUGGGAUUGGAACAGUUGAGGGAGAAACUGAUUAACAUCAAUGCAGAGGCAGGGAAAGAACCCAUUUUCAUGAAAUGGAAGUGUCAUUUAUUUAGAGGCUACUACAUAUGAACAAGGGUUUUUGUAGUGAUGAUAAUUGUGGCAAGGGAAUAUGAGUGUGCUUGAUGGGUCGUAUUCAUACUGGAAGAAAGAGAUUUUUGGUUCCCUCCCUUCAACCUUUUGUCAUUGUCUUGCGUCUGGAAGAGAGAUGGAGAGGGAGCUCCAUUUUUGGGGACCAUUCUGUCAAGGCGGAAAAAUAAGAGAGAAGAAGAAAAGAAAAUGGAGGUGGGGAAAAAGGGAGAGUGAGUCACAUGAAUCAUGAUAGGAAUUAGGAGCCCCCUUGAAUUCACAUGUCCCAUCCCCUCUUCCAUUAAGCUCCUUCUCCUCUUAUAGUCUUUCCUACAUGUCCUCUGGUUUUGUUCCUUUGGGCUCUAUCUUUGUCUCUAGAGGGUUUAAUACUAUGGAGACUACAGACAAUGCCAUGUUAAUACAAGAUGGAAUAUGGAACAAUGGCACCAGAAAGGAAGAUUUGAACUUGAAAUUGUUAAUCCGCAACCGCUUCUUACAUGUAUACCAUUUACGUAUAUGAAAUGUUGCAGAUUAAUACGAUAACAUCUAUUGAAAUUGAAACCAAUUUGACUUUGGGGUGGUUUAAUGGUUUACUCCAAACUUAACUUCUUUCAUUCUGGGUUUCAUAUGCUUAAAGUUGAGACCAGUUUUUAAUAUUAUACUUAAACUAAUUCAAGAUGUUAAUAUGUAAACUGGUAUCAUAAUAUUAUUAUGAAUUGUUGAAUUAUGUUUUUUAAGUAGUUUUUGGCAAGAAUAAUAGUGAUUAUCAUCGUACUUCUUGUUCUUAAUUGUUUUUUGUGAAUUUACAAUUACAAUAGGUAUUUAGGGUCACUCUGGAAUUAGUUGUCAAUGUGUCUUUGUGUAGCUAUGAAUUUUCGUUUUAAGAACAUAUCAUAAAUCUCAAGUCACAUAAGAAGAACAUUUUUAAUUAAGAUAGAACAUCUUCUUAAUAUAUCAAAAUUUCAUUCCCUCUUCCCCUUUGAAUAUUAGAUUUAAUUCUUCAUGUAAAAAAAAAUAUUAGAUUUAAUUCUCAUAGAGGACCUAAGUUCAAAAUUCUAAUAUGAUUUUGGACCAAACAAAUGGAUAAAGACCGUCGAACAUGGGCUUACACAGGCCCACAACGGGUGGAAACCCCAACGGGCCGCGCGCCAACCUGAGAUUUGCCAAUUUGUUACAGACCGGAGAAAGUAACCGAAGUGUUUUCUUCUUCCUUCCCCCGAUUUCCUUUCCCCGCCUUCCCUGAGAGACCAUCCAUCAACCACGCGCCGGAAUCUCGCCGUCGUAGACGAAACGAUGCUCAGCAUUCUCGCUCAGGUGAGCACCGAUUCUCCGGAAAAUCUUCUCCGCCGAUGAACCCUCUUGAUGCCGCGAUUCGCUGCUGAUGAAUUCUUCUGUCUUUUUGUUACCGCAGGAGCGCCUGCUCGGAUUCGCGUUGGGCGGCGCUUUCACCGGUUUCGUGGUGUUUGAGCAGCGGAGGCGAAUCCACGACUCAAUUUCGGCCUACCAAUCUCCGUCCGAUGCCCAAAAACAGGUAAAGUUCGUUCCUUUUUUUUUUUUCCAAUUUUCACUGUUGAUUUGUUGCCGUAAGUAAUUGCCAUUUGUCUAGUCCAUAACCCUAGAAUCCAGUGUGAUCUCCGUUUUAGUUUGAUUCGACUUCCUUGAUUCAUUGAUGCGAGAAAAUUGAGUGGGAUUUCGUUUUAGCUUAUUAUUACUUGAAUGCGGUGGAGGAGUGGAGGGAUGAUGUCUUCCAGUCUUUCUCUAAGCGUUGUUGCCCUUUAUAUGUGAAUGUGGAGUUUCCUUACUGGUCCUUAUCUUCCAUUUGUAUUUGGAAAUGGCACAGCUAUGUUGCAAUUUAGUGAAUGUAGUAGCUUGUAAGUGUUGGAAGUCCUUUGAAUGGAAGAACUUGUUAGAGCGAUUUCGUGGUUCUGGUGAUGGAAUGGUGGCAUUAUAGCAUGUCUAAAAAGCAUAUUAAGAUGAACUACUAGCAAUGCGAGAGUAAAGGGUGGUUGAAGAGGUAGCAGAAUCAGAAUGGUGGUUUGGUAUGAUCCAUCCCAACUUCUUUUAUAUCCCGGGUAGGGACAUGAAACGAAAAUGUUCAUCCUUUGAAACCAAAACCAUUGUUUAGCAGAGACAGAUAGGAGAAGGAUAAUGAACUCUUUAUGCUUUCUUUGGAUGAUUGAUUGAUCUGAGUCGCUUUUGCACUUGGACUACCUCUAUAGCAUCAUCGAUAUGCAACUCUUCCGUACCUGCUCAGUAUUCAGUCCAUCACCCCCGUGAUAACUGCAAUACACACAUGUAUAAUACUAAGACCGAGCUUUUUUUCCUUCUUAUGGCUUUGGCUCGCGUUGCAGUUGAAAGAGCCGAUAUUGGGUAAGCAAUUCCGCUCGGAAUCUGCUCUCUUAUGGAACAAAGCCGUGGAUCAGGCGUUCGGGCCGCUCGUUUCCGCCCUUAGUUCGCACAGAGAAUGAAAUCAUUGAACAUGUUUGUGAUCGUGUAUUCUACCCAUUAUUUUGCCAAUUCUUAUGAAUUAUGAUAUGCUGAAGAACAUGCUUGCAAUUGUCUUAUGAAAAUCCUCCCUUUUUUUCUCUGUUUUGUAUCAUGUACCACUCACAGACUUUAACUUGCUUGCUUGUUACACUGUACACGAGGUGUAAUUGGUGAUGUUGAUGUGUGCCUCCCUGGAAAUCCAUUGAAUGGAAAGGAAAGCUGCAGAAAAUAAGGGGGACAUUGUUGUUUUUCAGAAGUAUGUUACAGCCCACAACCGUUGGUAGAAGAAGAUAAAAACCUCAGUUAUGUCUCACCCUGAAAUGCUUGUCGUAUGAGGAAAACCUUCUAACUUGUCUCACCGGAAAUGCCGAACGUAGGUGGAAUACAAAACAAACCAAGUUGAAAAUGGCACCGGCGAAAUUUGUCUGAGGCACACUGGACAGGAGAGAACACCUCAAAACCAUCAAUUAGCUGUGUCAGUGGAUGCUAUAACAGCAAUGAAGAAGAUAACAAUCUUGUUUGAACCGCUCUGUCGUCCUAAGCUUUCUCAUUUUCAAUUCGUAAUGGCUGUCAUCGAAACCCUAAGAAAUCAUGUGUAGCGAUAUGCUUAAUGAGUCGGGCACGUUUAAGAACUAGCAAGUAGUUUGUUUAUGAGUGAGUGAAUGAUCUUAUUGAGUACUAUGUUCGAGGUGGAUUGCAAGGAAAAAGUAUGUGGUACCAAGCCAAUGAAACAAGAAGGAAAGC